Molecule: messenger RNA, 450 nt
Organism: Arachis stenosperma
Lineage: Eukaryota; Viridiplantae; Streptophyta; Magnoliopsida; Fabales; Fabaceae
Exons: 2
Coding region: 1-450 (149 amino acids)
Source: RefSeq, a predicted model, not a curated record
AUGGAGUUUCAGCAGCUAAGGCAAGAUAUAAUGAGUGUUGUGGAGUACAUGGAGAAAUUUAAGAGACUGUGUAAGUUUUCCACCGUGUAUAAGGCUAAUCCAUACGAAAAGUGGAAAUGCAUUACGUAUCAAGGAGGGCUUAGAGCAGAAGUCCUAAUUGCAAUAGCCCCACUGGAGAUCCAGGAUUUCUCCUCCCUUGUUAGCAAGUGCCAAGUGGUCGAAGAGUGCACCAAGAAACUAGUAUCGGAAAGACCACUGAUAGGAAGCAAAACUCAACAAGACACGAAUUACCAGAAAAUUUCCACCGACAUCCCACAAAAGACCACUGAGCUUAAGGAUUGUACUUCAUGUGGGAAACAACAUAGGGUUCCUUCACUCCCUGCCGCUCUACCACAGCACCAAGGGCCAGUUGCCCUCAACAGUGAAGAAGCCUACGAAUCUGAAGAUUGA